ACAGGUUACACAGGGGCAUCGCGAUACUCUGAGACAACGUGUUGCUUGUCUUAGUUAAGUUAGGCUAGCUGACUCUGGAUUGUUAGAUUGUUGUCUUCGCUUAAUUCUUUUCUUUUUCAUCUGUAAAGGGUUUAUAAUCAUUUACAAUGAGUACUGUUUUGGCCAAAAUUGCUGAGAUCGAGGCCGAGAUGGCCAGAACUCAGAAGAAUAAAGCCACAGCUCACCACUUGGGUCUGUUGAAGGCUCGGGUAGCAAAGCUUCGCCGAGAACUUAUCACACCAAAGGGAGGCACUGGUGGUGGCACAGGAGAAGGUUUCGAUGUUGCAAAGACUGGUGAUGCUCGAAUUGGGUUUGUGGGGUUCCCUUCUGUGGGGAAAUCGACAUUGCUGAGUAAUCUUGCUGGAGUGUACUCAGAAGUAGCAGCAUAUGAAUUCACAACCUUGACUACUGUUCCUGGUGUCAUCAGAUACAAGGGAGCCAAAAUCCAGCUGCUUGAUCUUCCAGGAAUCAUUGAGGGUGCCAAAGAUGGUAAAGGCAGAGGUCGGCAAGUCAUUGCUGUUGCUCGAACAUGUAACCUUAUCCUCAUUGUACUAGACGUGUUGAAACCUUUGGGUCACAAGAAGAUAAUCGAGAAUGAACUUGAAGGAUUUGGCCUCCGUUUGAACAAGCAACCUCCUAAUAUUGGCUUUAAAAAGAAAGAUAAAGGUGGCAUCAACCUCACCUCUACUGUACCCCAGAGCGAACUAGACGUUGAUACAGUGAAGAGUAUCCUGGCUGAAUAUAAAAUUCACAAUGCUGACAUUACUCUGCGCAGCGAUGCCACUGCUGAUGACCUCAUUGAUGUGGUUGAAGGAAACAGCUACACAAAGCCCAAAGGGCAACUUCCUGACUACACUUCUCCUGUUGUACUGCCAGUUGAGAAGACAACUGUGGAAGAUUUCUGUUUAAAAAUUCAUAAAAACCUCAUCAAGGAUUUCAAAUAUGCUUUGGUGUGGGGAUCGUCUGUGAAGCAUAAUCCACAGAAGGUGGGAAAAGAGCAUCAAAUGGAAGAUGAAGAUGUUAUCCAGAUUGUCAAAAAGUGAGGGGAGGUUGCCUCAGCUCCUCUUACACCUUUUCCUGCAUAUUUAACUAGACAGUAUAAAGACUUUGUUUAUUGCCCAGUAGCUGGGUACGAAUUGUCCAAACUUAAUGUACCUGUUCACAAACUCUCUUAAUUGAGCAUAUCAACUUGUCUUAAUAUUUAAAUCCAUCAACUUCUCUAACAGGGAUGAAAACCAUGGAUUUUCAGUAUUAGUAAAACUUUAUCCACAA
Messenger RNA from Protopterus annectens (West African lungfish), 1311 nucleotides. It is a transcript of the gene DRG1, whose product is annotated as developmentally regulated GTP binding protein 1. The record is from RefSeq and is a predicted model, not a curated record. Gene Ontology annotation, biological process: cytoplasmic translation. Gene Ontology annotation, cellular component: cytoplasm. Gene Ontology annotation, molecular function: GTPase activity; GTP binding. Lineage: Eukaryota; Metazoa; Chordata; Ceratodontiformes; Protopteridae.